CACGUAAUUUCUUCGCUCCCCGAGGAGUAGAGAUGCAGACGGCAACGGCCGCGGCGGCGGCGCCGUGGGCGCCGACCGCAUCCCCGUCCACCUCCUCCUCCGCGACCCCCUUCAAGGUGGGGACGGGUCUCCGUACCUCCUCCGCGCCGAGGCUGGUUGCUAAACUGGCUCGCCCCCGGCGGCGGCCGCGACAAGUGGUGCAGGCUAUUGCCAACCCAGAUCCAGCGGUCGAGCUGCCAUUGACUGCUGAAAAUGUGGAGAUGGUGUUGGACGAAGUGCGUCCUUACCUAAUGGCUGAUGGAGGCAACGUCGUGUUGCAUGAAAUUGAUGGAAAUGUGGUGAGGCUGAAGCUGCAAGGAGCUUGUGGAUCAUGCCCAUCCUCAGUGACAACAAUGAAGAUGGGUAUUGAGCGGCGUUUGAUGGAGAAAAUACCAGAGAUUGUCGCAGUUGAACCCAUCGCUGAUGAGGAGACUGGUCUUGAGUUGAAUCAAGAGAACAUAGAAAAGGUGCUCGAUGAGAUCAGGCCGUACCUUUCAGGCACAGGUGGUGGUGAACUCGAGUUUGUUUCAAUCGAGGAACCUAUUGUUAAGGUCAGGCUCACAGGCCCAGCUGCUGGUGUGAUGACUGUUCGGGUGGCCCUCACUCAGAAGCUACGCGAGAAGAUCCCUAAAAUCGCAGCUGUCCAGCUGUUGUCAUAAUCCCUAAAGCACAUUUAGAAGCCAAUACUUUACAAUGAGAAUGUGUUGCUACAAUAAUUGUCAGGAAGUUGUAAUAACAUUUGUAUAUGUAGCCUCCCAAAGAGCUGUGCGAAUAUAAGUUCCAAAUAGUGAUGGAUGGCCAAUAUGGAAUGUCAAAAGGGUUCGAGAUCGCCUCUGUGCGGUGAACGCUCGAAUGUUCACUUGCUGGAUUCACAAAAGUUUUGGUCUGUACCUGUACAAUCUGUGAAUACAACUUCAGCCUGUAGCAAUAUUUUGCAAAA
Lolium rigidum is the source of this 979-nucleotide messenger RNA. Its product is annotated as nifU-like protein 2, chloroplastic. Gene Ontology annotation, molecular function: iron-sulfur cluster binding; iron ion binding. NCBI's taxonomy places the organism in Eukaryota, Viridiplantae, Streptophyta, Magnoliopsida, Poales, Poaceae. Gene Ontology annotation, biological process: iron-sulfur cluster assembly. The coding region runs from base 33 to 698 and encodes 221 amino acids. Gene Ontology annotation, cellular component: chloroplast stroma; mitochondrion. The transcript is spliced from 4 exons. The record is from RefSeq and is a predicted model, not a curated record.